Messenger RNA from Nannospalax galili (Upper Galilee mountains blind mole rat), 1383 nucleotides. RefSeq names its product aflatoxin B1 aldehyde reductase member 2. The transcript is spliced from 7 exons. Bases 28 to 1131 code for a protein of 367 amino acids. Lineage: Eukaryota; Metazoa; Chordata; Mammalia; Rodentia; Spalacidae. The record is from RefSeq and is a predicted model, not a curated record.
GCCCCCGAGCGCGCAGGCGCAGUCCCCAUGCUGAGCGCCGCGGCUCUGGCCGUGGGUUGUGUUGCGGGGCGCUGUGCGCGUCGUUCCUGGCCACCUGGUGCUCGUACGUUCGCCAUGUCCUGUACACCGCCUUCCCGGGCCGCCUCGGGCUCCCCGGUGUGGCCCGCCACCGUGCUGGGCACCAUGGAGAUGGGGCGCCGUAUGGAUGUGACCUCCAGCGGCGCGUCAGUGCGCGCCUUCCUGGAGCGUGGCCACACCGAGCUGGACACGGCCUUCAUGUACUCCGACGGCCAGUCCGAGAGCAUCCUGGGCGGCCUGGGGCUCGGGCUGGGCGGCGGCAACUGCAAAGUCAAAAUUGCCACCAAGGCCAACCCUUGGGAUGGGAAGUCACUGAAGCCUGACAGUGUCCGGUCCCAAUUGGAGACAUCAUUGAAGCGGCUACAGUGUCCCCAGGUGGACCUCUUCUACUUACACGCACCUGACCACGGCACCCCUGUGGAGGAGACGCUGCAGGCCUGCCACCAGCUGCACCAGGAGGGCAAGUUUGUGGAGCUUGGCCUGUCCAAUUAUGCCUCCUGGGAGGUGGCUGAGAUCUGUACCCUCUGCAAGAGCAAUGGCUGGAUCCUGCCAACUGUGUACCAGGGCAUGUACAACGCCACCACCCGGCAGGUGGAAAAGGAGCUCUUCCCCUGCCUCAGGAACUUUGGAUUGAGGUUCUAUGCCUACAACCCUUUGGCUGGGGGCCUGCUGACGGGCAAGUACAGGUAUGAAGACAAGGACGGGAAGCAGCCUGUGGGCCGGUUCUUUGGGAACAACUGGGCUGAGACCUACAGGAACCGCUUCUGGAAGGAGCACCACUUUGAGGCCAUUGCUCUGGUGGAGAAGUCCCUGCAGGCCACCUAUGGCGCCAGUGCCCCCAGCAUGACCUCGGCCGCCCUGAGGUGGAUGUACCACCACUCACAGCUCCAGGGCACCCGUGGUGACGCAGUCAUCCUGGGCAUGUCCAGCCUGGAACAACUGGAGCAGAACUUGGCUGCCACCGAGGAGGGGCCCCUGGAGCCACCUGUCGUGGACGCCUUUGACCAAGCCUGGCACCUGGUUGCACACGAGUGUCCCAACUACUUCCGCUAGGCCCAGUGUGGCUAGGCUGCCAAGGGCUUUUCUGUGGCCUCUUUGUCAUACCUGGCCAGUCUUUGCCUUAUGCUGACUGAAUGUGGUCUUUUCUGACUGUCUCCAUGAACGCAGCGAUCUUCUAGAUUUCAGCCCUGCUCCCUGUUGCCUUUGUGGUCUGGAAAGCUUGGGGCUGAAUCUCCACCAGCAUAUCCUGUCUGAAUAAAGCAGGUGCCUGACCUGGCUGCAGCCCAGCCUGGAGUGAACCUUAAA